AUGAGUGCUGCCAAAAUAGACUCAGCUCAGGUCAACAACCAAGGCGACGAUGAAGUCUUUGAGUUGAAACCAAUGAACUUCAAUCCUUACGUUUUACAAAGAAUCGCCCCUGAUCUAUUGCUCAAGAAAUAUUUAGACUUGAACAUAAGACCCUCUUUGAGAUCUUUUAACGAGUUCAAGUCCAUCCAAAUAAACGAUAGUAAUUUGCAGGACAAUCAGAAUUUGCUUGCAAAGACCACUGUUAAAAAUGGCAAUACCAUUGUGAUAUGUGGUAUAUUUGCCAAAAUCACUGAACAAUCUUUAACUUCAGAUUCAAGCAUAUUGGAAUCAAGUCAAUUAUACAACGAAAUAUAUGAGAAUGAUCCAAGCAAUCAAAACCAGAAUACAAAUAGCGAAUUCAUGCCAAUAUAUCCGAUUAUCGAAAUAGCUAGAGGAAGAUUUGGUGCGCCUACUGAUGAAGAGAUGAUUUUGGCCAAGAAGUUGUAUAACUUGAUAUUAAAUUCAAGAUUAAUUCCUAAAUCUUCAUUAAAGAUCAAUUUGGGUAUAAAAUUCACAGACCCAAUUACCAAUAAAGAAACAACAUACUAUAGUAAUGCCGAUGAUGAAAAAAAUCUGGAAAACAAAGAAUUCAAUCUAAAUGAUUUUAAACCCAAAAAUAAUUUCAACUUUAAUUUACAUGCAACUUUUAAGAUAUUCAAUAGAGAAGGACCAUUGUUCGAUAUAAUUUAUUCAACUCUUUUGAAAACUUUGCAAAAUGUUCAUCUACCCAACGUUUACAUUGAUGAACAAAAUGCUUACUUGUCAAAUAUUCUUAACAACAGUGCUCACAGCAAUAUAAAUACAAGCAGAAAUAAAAAUAAAAAUAAUUUGAUUGAGGAUGACUUGAGUUUGAUCUGUGAUGAUUCAAAUACUUAUCCAUUAAUUUUGAAUCAGAGCAUCAUUGGGUUCAGUUCAACUUUUGGUUUUAUUGAUAGGAUAAAGUCUGAGCCACACAAUGAAAAUAAUAUUUCUCCCAAUGAUAAUGAUGAUAAAGAAACCGUAUUGUUGUGCGAUAUUGAAGGUGAGGCCGAAGAAACUGAAUGUUAUUCUAGAGUCAAUAUAAUUCCAAUAAAUAAUCAAAAUGACAGCGAUGAUAAUGAUGAAUUCACAUAUUUUAGUAUCACUGGAGGUGGUUCAAAAAUAACCAAGCAAUUACUAAGAAAAGCUGUUUGGUUAUCGAAACAAAGAUCGAAAUAUUUACAGUCUUUAUAA
Molecule: messenger RNA, 1251 nt
Organism: Ascoidea rubescens DSM 1968
Lineage: Eukaryota; Fungi; Ascomycota; Saccharomycetes; Ascoideales; Ascoideaceae
Gene: RRP43
Product: exosome non-catalytic core subunit RRP43
Exons: 1
Coding region: 1-1251 (416 amino acids)
Biological process (GO): TRAMP-dependent tRNA surveillance pathway; nuclear mRNA surveillance; U1 snRNA 3'-end processing
Cellular component (GO): nuclear exosome (RNase complex); cytoplasmic exosome (RNase complex)
Source: RefSeq, a predicted model, not a curated record